Messenger RNA from Caenorhabditis auriculariae, 2698 nucleotides. Lineage: Eukaryota; Metazoa; Nematoda; Chromadorea; Rhabditida; Rhabditidae. The record is from the annotation of a GenBank genome assembly.
AUGGGUGAUUUCGUGCCACAUUUUGAACAGCGCGAGAGCGAUGCUCGAAGUUUUGGUCCGUCGCGUUUACCGACGCUUGGCGCUAUUCCAGUAAAAAAUGAUAAAGGACAGAUCGUCAUGCAGAAAGUCAAGGUGCAGCGUUACGUGGCCGGAAAAGUGUGAGAUGGAUCCGCGGUUUUCUUUAGAUACAACAAUUUGCAGGCCUGACUUUGCAAAUGAUUCUGAUGAGGAAUCAGAUGAUGAGCCGGUGAAGAAAGAGGAAAAAUUUGAAAGAACGAGAAGAGAUCGCGACGAUGAUAGGUUUUAGGGAUAUUUCUAAAAUAAAUAUCAUCAGAAGAAUUCAGAAAACGGGACAGAGAUCGUCACAGAGGACGUGACGAUGACAGAUAUUCUAGACGGGAUAGGGAUAAUUACGAGGAAGACAGGUAUGAAAUAACGAUAAAAUUUACAGUUUUUAAAAUAAUUUUAGAAGGAGAGAUAAUAGAGGGCGAGAAGACCGUCAAGGACCCAGCCGUGGUGCUGGUCCUAGUAGAGUCGUAGAACAGCCCGAGGUUUUUUUUUUCUGAAAUUCAAAUAAAGUUGAAUGCUUUGAUUGAAGAUUCUUGGUCGCCAAGACGAUUCUGACGAAGAUGAGGGAAAAAUCGAGGAACGACGUCAACGAGCUCGAAUGCGGCGGAUGGAGCUGAAUGAGGAGAACGAAAUGAGAAAGGUUCAGUUUGAAAAGAACAAAUCGUUCAUUCAUCCCACUAUUUGAAGCAAGAGGAAGAUGAACAAAGUGACGAGGAAGACUUUGAACGUCGCCGGCGUUUGUUACGUGAGAAAGCGAUCAAACGCGAAGCCGAGUUGUCUUCCAAGGUUUUCUUGUUGAAGUUUUCGAAUUGAUCAUUUUCGAGUUCAGAAAGAGGUGAAGGAAGAGUUGGGCGAAGAAGAAGAAGGGGAUGACGAGGAGGAAGAAGAGACGAGCGAGGAAGAAGAAUCUGAAGACGAAGACGACCCGGUGCCCAGACUGAAACCAGUGCGUUUUCCUUUGUUUUCCUACAGAAGUGAAUACUCAGGUAUUCGUCCGCAAGAAGGACCGGAUAACCCUUCAAGAAGCGGAAAAGGAAAAACAGUUGGAGGAGAUGCGCAAACUGGAGGAAGAAAAACGCAUGGAGGAAAGAAAGCGAGAAAGCGUCAAGGUAAAAAAAAAAUGAAAAUUGGAAGCUUGAAAGAAAUAUUAAAAAUAAUGGUUCCAGCUGGUCGAACAAGUGUUGCGCGAGGAGGAGGAAAUGGAGAAACGGAAAGAAGAGGACAAAGUCGACCUCUCUUCUGUGCCAACUGACGAUGAGAGUGAGAACAUGGCCUAUGAGUUGUGGAAGCUCCGCGAGAUGAAGCGUCUCAAACGAAACAGGUUUCUGAUUCUGUGUUAUCUGGAAAACUUAACUGAAAAAUACUGGGUUUCAAAGAUUUUCAGGUUUGUUGCAAAAAAAAAGUUUCUAUAAAAAAAAACGAAUCAUAACCAUAUCUAUUACUUGGUGGUGCAAAGACACGUAGCAAGAAAUUUUUAAUAGCAAUUCGUUAAUUUUUUCGCUUUUUCAAAAUAAGCCAGCCACAUGAGGUCAGACGAUCUCUUGAGGAUUCAAAGAAAUUGUAACUUAUUGAAGAAAAAUGUUUUCGUUUGAAAUGAUGUUUUUAAAGAGAUGAGCGGGAGGCAUACGCCAAGGAAAAGGCCGAACUCGAGAAAAUCCACAACAUGACCGAAGAGGAACGUCUGAAGUACUUGAAGGCCAAUCCGCGCGUCGUCACCAAUAAAGUUGACGAGAGGCUUCUCAUUCAGAUCUCAUGAUAUUCUCUUCAGCAAGACAAAGGCAAGUACAAGUUCCUGCAAAAGUACUUCCAUCGGGGUGCCUUCUUCCUGGACGAGGAGGAUGAGGUCUUGACGAGAAACUUUGCCGAGGCCACCAACGACGACGUUUUCGACAAGACUGUCCUGCCUAAAGUCAUGCAGGUAACAAUUGACUCUCGGCGCGAGGAAUAUUUUUAUGUUCAACGUUUUUUUACUCGUGUGAGUAGCAAAUUAAAAAAAUGAGAGAUUUUCAGAAGAAAAAAAUUAGCAAUCUAUUCGCCGUUCAUAAGUUUUUAUAGCAGAAAUGCUUCGCAAACAAAAAAAUAAUCUUCUUAAAUUUGUCCUAUCAUUAAUUAUUGUAAUCGGAAACCUGGUAGAAUUUUUCUAUUCCCAAAAAGCUGCAAGAAAAAAAUACUAUAAUUUAUUUUUAAGAGUCACAUUUUUUUAAUCGGUAUAACCAAUCUUGUAAAUAUCUUCAAAAACUAAUUCCAGCUGUAGGAAAUUGGUUUUUGAACUUAUUAAAGAGUUUUCUCUUUUUCUAGUAUGGUACUGUUCAGUUUUCAGUGAAAACCGCACUAAUUUUUAAAGUUUCCUUGAUCUUAUAGGGUUCUUUCUUCUUCCUCUACAUAUACAAUUUAUUUGGUUCUCUAGGUCAAAAACUUCGGAAAAGCUUCGCGGACCAAGUAUACGCACUUGACGGAGGAAGAUACCACAGAACAUCAAGGUGUCUGGGCCUCUCAAAAUACCCUCAACACUCAGUUCUACAACAAAAGAGCUGGUCAGUUCCUCUUUCUUUUCUUUCUUCAUCAUUUCCUUACAGGUGGAACGAAACCAGUUUUCGAACGGCCGGCCAUGAAGAAAAGGAAGGUGUGA